AUGCGCUUCAGAAGCUUACUACAUUCGCCGGCCACCCUCCUGCUCGCGCUGGUGCUGUCAGCCCAGCUCGUACUCGCCUCCGCGGCCAGCAACGCUAGAACCGAUGUCGCGGUGCCAACAGUGGCGGAAGACGACCUCGACGAGUUUCCAUUUCCCGGACCACCGAUCGCAGACGACGAAGACGAAAUCGACUCAGAUCCGUGGUGGAGGUCUGUGACGGGCGACGAAAAGCACACGCUCGAGAAGCGCCGGGGCGGCGGAGGGCGCGGCGGCGGUGGCGGCGGCGGCAGAAGCGGCGGAGGAAGGACCGGUGGAGGAGGCAGCAGUGGAUCCGGCGGUCGCACCAGCUCCACAUCCAAUACCGGCGGGCGCACAACCUCCGGUUCGGGCACGCCCAAGACCUUCGGCGGCGCAUACGGCGGCGGCGCGGCGGUCCCGUAUCGAGCAGGCGGGCGUUCGGGCAGUGGCAUAGCGCCGGCGUUCCUCGGCGGCGCAGCCCUGGGCCUGCUCCCCGGGCUUUGGCUCUUCGGCGCAUACUCGUACCCGUACUCCCGCCACGUGCCGUUCCACAACAACACCUCGGGGCAGAACGAGACGCUGCCCGUGCUCUGUCUGUGUGAGCAGUACAGCGUGUGCGGGUGCGACGAGAAUCAUAACGCAACGUAUACGCAGGCGCUCUACGAUAAUGCUACCGUGCUCCCCGCCGGCCUCGAUAAGCAGUUUGUCAGCGCCGUGGCGGACGUUAACGGUACCAAGACGCUGGUGGUGAAUGGAACCCUGGCGAAUGGAACCACGGCGGAUGGCGGGACGGAUGAUGACAGUGGCGCGGUGGUGCAGGGAAGAAAUUUGGGGACGGUGGUGGUCGUGGGAUUGAUCGUUGCUGCCAUGGCCUACUUGUGA
This is a messenger RNA of Tricharina praecox, 900 nucleotides long. RefSeq lists its product as uncharacterized. NCBI's taxonomy places the organism in Eukaryota, Fungi, Ascomycota, Pezizomycetes, Pezizales, Pyronemataceae. The record is from RefSeq and is a predicted model, not a curated record. The transcript has 2 exons. The coding region runs from base 1 to 900 and encodes 299 amino acids.